Molecule: messenger RNA, 948 nt
Organism: Dovyalis caffra
Lineage: Eukaryota; Viridiplantae; Streptophyta; Magnoliopsida; Malpighiales; Salicaceae
Source: the annotation of a GenBank genome assembly
AUGGCUCCAAAGCGUCGAGGAAAGAAGGUAGUAGGAACUGUGAUGAGGUCGACAAGGAAAGUUCUUAGAGAAACUGUGCAAGUUGCUUUUAUUGAAAGAGACACUCAAGAAUCAACACAAUAUCAAGAACAAGAUGGAGAAACUGAAGAUAUUGAUACUCCUGCGAUGAAGACUUUCAGGACCAUUCCUGUUGCUCAGAAGGAACACGAGGAAGAAGACCAAAUAACUGCAUUUUCAGUGGAAAAGCAGGACAAGGAAGUUGCUACACUGGAUUCUCAAGAACGAGAAGAGCCAUCAAAAGAAGGGGAGAGAAAGGAGGAGCAAACGAGUGAUGUUUCAGAAGAAGUGCACUUAAAAGAAGUGCCCAACAAGGAUGAUGCUACAGACGCCGUUCCUCAAGAUCAGGAAGAGGAGCCAUCAAGGGAAGAGGAGAACAGGAAGGAGGACCAAAGAAGUAGAGUUUCACAAGAAGAGCCAUCUGAAGAAGAACCAAAAAAAGACACUUCUAGUGCUGGAGAUCAAGAAGGGAAAUCAACAAAGAAAGUUAGGAACAAAGAAGGUAAAAAAACAGCCCAAAGAAAGGAUCAGACACAAGAAGGGAAAGGGGAUAUUGAAAGGAAAAGGAAGAGAAAAAGGGGAACAACAGAGAGUGGUCCUGGUUACAAGAGGUAUGUGGUGAAGGUUCUGAAGCAAGUGCACCCAGAUCUAGGGAUAUCAUCAAUGGCAAUGAGUGUGGUAAACAGCUUGAUGAAUGACAUGUUUGAGAGGAUUGCUGAAGAGGCAGCAAAGUUAUCAAACUACAGGAAGCGAACAACCCUGUCAUCAGGGGAGGUUCAGGGAGCAGUGAAGCUGGUUUUGCCUAGAGAGCUUGGAAAGCAUGCCAUAGCUGAGGGGUCUAAGGCAGUGGCUAACUAUAUGUCUUAUGGGAUUAAACGGUCGAAGUCCUAG